Messenger RNA from Rhincodon typus (whale shark), 1341 nucleotides. Its product is annotated as interferon-inducible GTPase 5-like. Gene Ontology annotation, molecular function: GTPase activity; GTP binding. The transcript is spliced from 3 exons. The record is from RefSeq and is a predicted model, not a curated record. Bases 148 to 1341 code for a protein of 397 amino acids. Lineage: Eukaryota; Metazoa; Chordata; Chondrichthyes; Orectolobiformes; Rhincodontidae. Gene Ontology annotation, cellular component: membrane.
UCGUCACUAGCUCCAGGUGUUAACAUUUCAGUAACAACAGAGUCUCGACAGACAACCCUGAGAGCAGAUCCAACAUUGAAGCUGCAGGUUCGUCACCAGAUCAAGGUGUUGGUGUUGAAAAGACCCUCCAGAGAGAAAAUCUUAGAGAUGGCUCAGCCUUCCAAGUCUGCAUACUUUAAUCAUGAUGAACUCAAAGAUCUCAAGUCUGCUUAUGAAAAGGGUGGGCUGGAAAACGCUGCCUCUUUGAUACAGCAGAAAUUAAAUGUUCUUCACAAUGUACAGCUGAACAUUGCAGUGACGGGAGACUCUGGUGCAGGGAAAUCUACUUUUAUUGAUGCGAUAAGAGGAGUACAGGGCGAUGAUGAAGGAGCAGCUGAAACUGGGACUACCGAAACCACAAUGAAGCCAACCCCAUACCCGCACCCCAACCUGCCAAAUGUUUGCUUCUGGGACCUGCCAGGAAUUGGAACACCAAAUUUCCCCGCAAAAACAUACAUGAGUGCAAUGAAUUUUCAAAAAUAUGAUUUUUUUAUCAUCAUUUUACAUGGUCGAUUCAGAGAAAAUGACGUUUCUAUUGCCAAUGAGAUUAAAAGGCUUGGGAAGAAUCUCUACUUUGUCCGAUCUAAGAUAGAUAAUGAUCUCUAUUCAAUGAGGAAGAAAAAUAAGACUUUGAAUGAAGAGGAGGAACUGAAGAAAAUCAGGAGAGACUGCGUCAGCAAAUUGAAAGUGGCAGGGUUUUCAGCACCCACUGUUUUUCUGAUAUCCAGCUUUGAAAUGAAUGAUUUUGAUUUUCCAGAAUUAAGAGAAACCCUUGCAAAUAACCUUGAUGAUCUAAAGAAGCAAGCAUUCUUGAUGUCACUUCCAAAUACAACCUUGGAAAUAAUCAAUAACAAAAGAAAAGAGCUGAAAAAACGAAUCUGGAUGUUAGCAACAAUUUCUGGAUCAGUGGGAGCGAUUCCAGUUCCUGGCCUGUCAUUCUCUUGUGACAUUGGGGUACUGGUUAGUGCAAUUAAAGAAUUUCGUAAAUAUCUAGGUCUGGAUGAUGCCUCUCUUCAAAGACUGGCCAAAAUGACAGGGAAACCUGUGGAAGAUCUGAAAGCAGUGGUGAAAACUCCCCUGCUGGGGGAAGUAAAUAAGGAGUUUGUGAUACGAAUGUUAAUGGGAUCGGUUUUUGUUGGCAUUUCUACAGCUGAAGUUGUCCUUGACUUUAUCCCAGUCGUUGGUUCUAUCUUUGGAGCAGCAUCAUCAUUUUGUUUGACCUACAAGAUAUUGAACAAUGCACUGGAUGAGCUUGCAGAGAACGCACAGAGAGUGGUGAAGGCUGCAUUUGGGACUGAUUAA